Nymphaea colorata (pocket water lily) is the source of this 369-nucleotide messenger RNA. Its product is annotated as probable E3 ubiquitin-protein ligase XERICO. Lineage: Eukaryota; Viridiplantae; Streptophyta; Magnoliopsida; Nymphaeales; Nymphaeaceae. The record is from RefSeq and is a predicted model, not a curated record. The transcript has 2 exons. The coding region runs from base 1 to 369 and encodes 122 amino acids.
AUGGGGCUCUCAAGCCUCCCCGCGCCCUCAGAAGGUGUUCUCUCCGUGAUCCUAGUGAACACAGUCCUAUCCAUCGCCAUUUUCAAAGAGAUCCUCAGAUCCAUCCUCCAGAUUAUAGGAAUCAGGCUCGAUCCAGCAUUCUCAGAAUCCGAUGACGACAUCCCCUCUGGCACGAUCUCCAUGGAACCGUUGCCUCCUUAUGCUGAGGAUAUUCGGGAUCGGAUCUCCUCUGUCGUGUUUGAGUCCAUCGGUUGCGCUCAUGACACCGAAUGUGCAGUCUGCUUGACGAGGUUUGAGCCGGAGUCGGAGAUGAAUGCUGGUAAUGAUCUAGUGCUCACUGCUACCUUCGCGGUUCUGGAGAGUGAAUAA